AUGUCUAAAAAGGAUGAAUUGAGCAUGAUGGGAGAACUAAACUAUUUUUCGGGUUUACAAGUUAAACAGAAUAAAAAUGGACUUUUUAUAAACCAAGGAAAAUAUGUUAAAGAUCUCUUAAACAAAUUUGGUUUUAGUGACUGCUCACCUAUGAAAACUCCUAUGGGAACUGGUGACAAGUUGGGUGAAGAUAACGAAGGUAAAUCUGUUGACAUCACAACUUAUAGGGGUAUGAUAGGCUCAUUACUUUACUUAACUGCUAGUAGACCAGAUAUCAUGUUUGUUACAUGUCUCUGUGCAAGAUAUCGAGCUAGUCCUAAGGAAUCACAUCUUAAGGAUAUGAAAAGAAUCUUUAAAUACCUUAAAGGAUGUAAGAUGGAUAGAAAGAGUACUCCAGGAGCUUGUCAAUUGCUUGGUAACAGACUUGAAGCUGUUGCUCAUAAGUUCUAUGGAUGCAGUAUCAGCUUCAAGACUAUGGUGUUACUACCUCAAAAACUCCAAUUUUCUGUGACAACUCCAGUGCCAUAG
Messenger RNA from Erigeron canadensis, 528 nucleotides. RefSeq lists its product as uncharacterized. The coding region runs from base 1 to 528 and encodes 175 amino acids. Lineage: Eukaryota; Viridiplantae; Streptophyta; Magnoliopsida; Asterales; Asteraceae. The transcript is spliced from 3 exons. The record is from RefSeq and is a predicted model, not a curated record.